Messenger RNA from Caenorhabditis remanei, 246 nucleotides. RefSeq lists its product as uncharacterized. The transcript is spliced from 2 exons. The record is from RefSeq and is a predicted model, not a curated record. NCBI's taxonomy places the organism in Eukaryota, Metazoa, Nematoda, Chromadorea, Rhabditida, Rhabditidae. The coding region runs from base 1 to 246 and encodes 81 amino acids. Gene Ontology annotation, molecular function: protein dimerization activity.
AUGCAUGAUUUGAACGAGGCUCUCGACGAUCUUCGUACUGUAAUUCCCUAUGCUAAUGGUGGUUCUGUAAGGAAAUUGAGCAAGAUUGCAACAUUGCUUCUGGCUAAAAAUCAUAUUAUUAUGCAGGCCAAAGCAAUAGAAGAGUUGAGUGAAUUAGUGUCCGAAUUAAAGAAGAAGACGGGACCUGAAAAUUCCAAUUUGAAUGUGUCCCCACAGGGUGGUAGAUUUACAAUUUUGUCGUGGUGA